AUGCCACCUCCGCCCGACUUGUCCCACUACAUUCUCCCAGAAUCCGACUCCCGCCGCAUCUUUACCACCCAAAUCCUCCCGGCUGAUCUCCCGCUCUCUUUGACCCCACACCCCACCCGGUCUCGGCCCUUGGCCGUGCUCAUUGUCGGCCAAACCGGUGCCGGCAAGACCCGUACUGCACCCGCCAUCCUCUCUGCUAUGACCCGUAUCAACCCACCCGCACACUUUAUCGCAGAUGUCUACAAAGCCCAUCAUCCGUCCUACGGUACCUUGCUAUCCUCUGAGAACCCCGCGCACGCAUCACCGGCAACGGGCCCUGACGCGCGAAAAUGGCUUGCCAUGGCGUCAGCGGAGGCUAUCUCCCGCAAGCUGGAUGUGCUGCUCGAGAGCGCGUGUCGGCAUCCUAACGACUUUCGUGAGCUGGCGAGUAUGUUUGGGGAGGCAGGUUACUUUGUCGAAGUAGUUGUGAUGGCAGUCCCUGCUGCUCUCAGUAGGCUAGGCAUAUUGCAUCGGUUCUACGAGAGAUUGCCUGAGGCGGGGAGCGGAAACUUGCCUGUUCGGCUUACACCUGUCAAGAUUCAUGACGACUCCUAUCGCGGGCUGAUGAGCGUGGCGGAGUGGAUUGACAAGGUGGACUGUGUCGAUCGGGUACUGGUGGUGAGGCGAGGGAACAUGGUUGCUUUCUCGGAUGAGAAGGCCAAGUUUGGUGGACUGAGUGGCAAGGUCGCCGAGGCUCUAUCACGAGAGAGAGAGAGGCCCUUACCUGCGGACGAAAGAAGAGUUGUGAUGUUAGAUCUGGAGAAAUUGGAGACCCGAGAUGCGAAGCUGGCGGAGGAGGUCAAGAGCCUGCUUGAAGGGCUGCUAAGAGACGAAGCACAUGAAUACUCUGAGUUACGCCCAUUAGAAUUUCCACCCAACGGGCGGAGAGAUGCGACGCUGACGUUGGGUGAAGCAUGA
Colletotrichum truncatum is the source of this 957-nucleotide messenger RNA. Its product is annotated as zeta toxin family protein. The record is from RefSeq and is a predicted model, not a curated record. NCBI's taxonomy places the organism in Eukaryota, Fungi, Ascomycota, Sordariomycetes, Glomerellales, Glomerellaceae. Gene Ontology annotation, molecular function: ATP binding; kinase activity.